GAACGCAGUCCCCCACUACCAUAAAUUAUGCAAUCGAGAUUUCCACAUUUGGGAAAUUCGCGCACGGGUCGAGUCUACAGUAGCGCAACGACUGUAGACAGUUACGCGUUCUGUUUGGUCUAGAGUCUACAGUCACUGUAGACUCUAGACCAAUCAGAACGCGUAACUGUUUACAGUCGCUUGCGUCACUUGAAAAAAAAUCUCAUUAGCAGCCUCGCAAAAAUCGCAUUAGCCCCGUAUUUGGACCCGACUUUCGCUCAUUACUUUAUUCGUAUAUCAUUCAUUGUCUUGGGAUUUGGUGGAAGUUAUCUGAGACCCUUGGAGACCUUAACCAACGUUUUUGUUUUGUGCGAAUUGGUCUAGUUUUUCUCUUGAUCGAGCCAUUUCGGAGACCCACUGUUACGAUCUUGCUGAGUUUACUGUCACUGUCAGUUUUGUAUGUCAAUGAAGAUGGCGAGCCCAGUAAUCCGCGUAAUCAACCCAGAUGAGCCCGCUGUCCGGCCCAAGCAGCCCGAGCCGCCUGUCCGGCCCAAGAAGCUUGAACCCGCUGUCCGGCCCAAGAAGCCCGAGCCCGCUGUCCGGCCCAAACAGCCCGAGCCCCCUGUCCGGCCCAAACAGCCCGAGCCCCCUGGCCAACUCACAGAGUCCCCGUCCACAGCACAGGAUCAUGAGGGUCAGCCUUUUCCCACGGAAUCACCUCUGAGUGACUCCCCUGUGGAGCUAGAGGGUUGGGUGCGUCUGUGGGAAAACCCCAAUGGCAUCCCAUCUGCAGACAUUUCCUGGCUCAAAGACCACAAUGAAAGAGGGCUGUUCACACCCGUUCAAAUCUAUAAGGACAAAAGUGGUCUGUUCAGGAGGCGACGGGUGAUGAAAUCGGACCGCAUGUGGUUUUACCCAGAAGAACCUCCCGGCUACGUCAGGGGUGCCCCGCCAACUCCACAACAGUUUUUUCGGAGUCGUGUUUUUGUGUGGCGUCCUGUUGGAGUGUGGAGGUACUCCCUGAAGUGUCCUCGAGGGGAUCAGUGUCUGGGUAGAGGACGGAACGUGCACCUCUACAAGUCUGGCUAUCACCACCGGGUACGUCACAUCUGUGACGUGUCCACCUGGUACACCAUGCUCACUGAGGUCCUGUGCUGUGGACCAUGUACAAAAGCGGCCAGAAGCGGAGAAGGUGGCACAAUGGGUCGGUGGCUUGCGUGGGAUGCCGCUAUUUUGUCCCAGCUUAGCGAGGCUCACCAAGCUAUGUUCCCUGCCAUCCUCACCAGCAAGCGUGGCGUGGAUAGGACUGUUGUGCGCCUUCUGAGGGACCGGACGGAAGGGAACACCAUGGUCAAGGUGUGGCGGCAGAUACAGGAGAACCACGUUGAAGAGUACCUUCAGCGUAAGGACCUGUACACCACACUCCUCAUGACUGUCGUGAAACCUGGAGGGAUCGUUUCUGCACUAAGGCACACUUUCCAGGCUCCACCUCCUCCAAGAGAGCUCCCCUCCGCGCGGCUCCUGCGCCACGCCUUCCUGCUGGCGGAGGCCAACAACGUGCAGGAUUACCGGAGCCAGAUCCUCUCCACUUUUGGCACUGUGCUGAAAAUGGAUUCCACCAAGAAAGUGGUGAAGAAGCUGUCUGGGGAGGGUGGAGGCUCAGCUGAGUGGUUCACCAGCAUCGGAAACGAGCACGCCCAGAUAGUUUCAUUUGUGCUGACCUGUGAGGAGUCCACAGAGAAGCUGAAACCGAUGUGCCUUGGGGUCAUGGAGAGGUUCCGGCUGGCCAAUCAACCAGUCCCAAAAAUUAUAUACGUGGACCGUGGGUGUUGCCGUGCGCAGGGCCCAACAGCGCUGGGGAUUUUGUUCCAGCCUUGGGUGGACAACGGGAUGGUUGUGCGUCUGGACAUCUUUCACUGGAUCCACCGGUUUGAUGCAGCCAUACGCACAGAGUCCCACUCGAAGUAUGCUGCAUUCAAGUCUGCGCUAGCUGGGGAGUGCUGGCCUAUAACCGCUCAGACCUGGAGCUGCUCAUCAAGGCCAUGA
Molecule: messenger RNA, 2025 nt
Organism: Coregonus clupeaformis (lake whitefish)
Lineage: Eukaryota; Metazoa; Chordata; Actinopteri; Salmoniformes; Salmonidae
Exons: 5
Coding region: 439-2025 (528 amino acids)
Source: RefSeq, a predicted model, not a curated record